AUGUCUUCUCCAACUUCGCUGUCAUGUUUGCCAGCCACCAAUUUCUGGACCGAGACAGAAGACCAAAUCCUACGAAGCUCUGUAUUAGAUCAAGCGGAUGAAGAGACAAUCGAUUGGCAUCGAGUCGCUGCGCAAUUGCCAGGUCGAACAAAUAAGGACAGCCGGAAGCGAUGGGUCUAUUCGCUAUUUCCAACAUUGAACAAGGGCACCUGGACGGAGAGGGAGAAUGACUUACUUCAGGAGGGGGAUGAUAUGCUUCGCAAGGCAGUGUAUACCCAUGGCCGUCGAUGGAUUGAAAUUGUCGAAAGAUACUUCCCACAUCGCACACCAAACACAACCCGCAGCCGGUUAGUCUAG
Molecule: messenger RNA, 357 nt
Organism: Penicillium vulpinum
Lineage: Eukaryota; Fungi; Ascomycota; Eurotiomycetes; Eurotiales; Aspergillaceae
Exons: 2
Coding region: 1-357 (118 amino acids)
Biological process (GO): regulation of DNA-templated transcription
Cellular component (GO): nucleus
Molecular function (GO): DNA-binding transcription factor activity, RNA polymerase II-specific; RNA polymerase II cis-regulatory region sequence-specific DNA binding
Source: RefSeq, a predicted model, not a curated record